Messenger RNA from Mycotypha africana, 715 nucleotides. RefSeq lists its product as uncharacterized. Lineage: Eukaryota; Fungi; Mucoromycota; Mucoromycetes; Mucorales; Mycotyphaceae. The record is from RefSeq and is a predicted model, not a curated record. The coding region runs from base 203 to 694 and encodes 163 amino acids. The transcript has a single exon.
GGUGGGACCAUUUUCAUCACAAUUAUCAGCAAUUCAGCAACACACGAGUCGACAACACAUUGCUGCUCAAACGCCUCCCCAAUUCAUUGCUGUGAACAACAGACCUUCCAACCAGAGUUCAACAACAGUGACGCCUGCUUCAGAUCCAAAAUCACCCUCUUUUUCGCCCACUGAAGCGUCAAAGAAGCAGCAGGCUCAUGGAAUGUCACUGCCUGCACGUCCAUUUGAGCCUUUCAACAAAAGCACUCAGCAUCCAAAAGCCAUCGAGAUUAUAGAUAUUGAUGGUCUUAUUGCCGAAGAAGAAAAGGAGGAGAAGAGACGACGAGAAAGUCCAGAGGAAGGGGAGAUUGAACAAAAGAAAAAACAAAAGGCUAUUGCAGGUGAUCAUACAUCACCUCAACAAGUGACCCAACUUCUACCGCAACAGCCAACGUCUCCAUCUCCUUCUACGUCAGCAGCAGCACCACCCUCACCCUCACCACCCUCUGUGCCAUCACCGCCACCACCUUCCUUUGCAAACCAAAAUACUACAAAUGGAAAAGCUUUCCGACCUUAUCGAUCAGCCUUUGCCUCCCUCGGUAUAAGGAAUACCAAUGCUCAACCUCAAAAUGCAUUAUGUCCCGCUGAAACUACUGGAGGUAUUUGUCAUGAUCCUAAAUGUAAGUACUCUCAUUUUUCUGACUAUGGAAAAUAGAAAAAAAAAAAAAAAAAAAAA